Molecule: messenger RNA, 567 nt
Organism: Didymodactylos carnosus
Lineage: Eukaryota; Metazoa; Rotifera; Eurotatoria; Philodinida; Philodinidae
Source: the annotation of a GenBank genome assembly
AUGGAAUAUGAACCGAUAUCUGAUGAUGAACUGGCGGUUGUUCAUGUACGAGAUGAACGGCCGUCAGUAGUGGAAGAUCUAUCCAAUGAUAAUGAAGAACAGCAACUGCUGGUUCAUGUAGAAUAUGAACCACGGACUCCAUUGGCACAUCAAUUGUUUACAGGUGAGUUAUCAAUACACGUUGAUGAACCACUAACACCUUUAUUUUUUCAUUCACCACCACAUCGUACAUCAUUAUCAACGCCUCAUGUGCCUGAAUCAUCAUCCCACUCAUCAUCACAUCGACCAUCAUUGACAAAAAAGCAGCGGAAGAAUCGCAAACGUCGAGCCAGAAGGUAUGAUUUUGAAGUAAUUCGACAUCUUUAUAAAGAUUUUACAAUUACCAAUGUCAGACGAAUCCUCAUCGAUAUGAACAUCCAUUGGGUUAAUUUCAACAUCGUUGGACAUGUAUUAUUCAUUGGAUUAAAAGAUGAACGAACAAAACAAUGGGUCGAAGAAAUGUUACAUCCAAAUAUGUUCACACAUGAUCAUUAUCGACGCAUUCAAACGAAGUCCCGUCGCCGCUGA